AUGGCGGACAUUGACACGCACUCGUCGUCGUCCUCGGACGGCGGCGGCGACGUGUUCCUCUCGCCGCGCUCGUCCGGGGCCAGCAAGCGCAGCGUGCAGUCCGUGCCCACCGUGCGCGAGGACCAGCAGCAGCCGGAGACGGAGCCGCACGACCACGACGUGCGGCGCAGCACCGUGAGCCGCCGCGAGACGUGGAUCGGCGAGGGCCUGAUCGACGCCAGCGGCCUCGAGGCCAUCGACCGCCUCAGCGACGGUGACUACGCCGAGAUCGUCAAGGAGUCGCAGGCCGUGCACCGCGGCGCGGACGCGGACGACGCCAAGGCCGCCAAGCUCAACGAGUUCCUGAACCAGACGUACCCGGCGGAGGGCGACGCCCCCAAGCAGUCGACGCAGAGACGCCGCAAGCUGCUCGACUUCCUCGCCAACGACGUGGGCGAGCGCUACCUCAACGGCGUCUACAAGGAGGAGGAGCGCGAGGCCGGAGAGGACGAGGCCGGACUGGACGACCUCGUCGACAGCGACGACGAGCCCAAGUUCCAGCACGCCGAGGACCUGCACACGCUAAGCAGCCGCUCGGCGCGCGCUAAUAGCCGCCUGCAGGCCUUCCUGGCCCACGAGAAGAAGGACAAGCGCCACAGUGGCGACGCGAGCCAGUCCUUCUCGUCCGCGCACUCGGCGCCGGCGUCCUCCGAGCCGCGCAACAAGUUCGUGACCAAGGUGGUGUCCCAGAAGUCGCGCAUGAUGCUGUUCAACCCCGAGGACGUCGACUCGCAGCAGCUGAGCCGGAUCGUGGCCGAGGAGGCCGAGCGCAAGCAGAAGGCGCGCGCCGACAAGGAGCUCGCGCGCCAGAAGGUGCGCCAGUUCCUGCUCGAGGAGGAGCGCGAGGCUGCCAAGCGCAAAGGCUCGGACAACGAGGCGACUAUCAAAUCUGUAGACGAAUCCACUGUUCGUCGGGAGACGGUGAUCGACGACUACGGCAAGGUCAAUCUGCUCGACUACUUGGACCGGGUGGUGGACGACGGACACCGCAGUCGCAACGGCGGCAGCGUGCCGUCGGAGGUGGACGACUCCGGUCCUCCGAGCGAGUGCUCGUCGCCUCGAUCGAUCGCCUCGUCGCUUGAGGCGGACACCAGCACGUCCUUCACGCAGGGCAACGAUGAGUCGGUGUCUCCGCCGACUUCGAACACACUGGGCAACCGAUUCGCGCAGUUCCUGCACCGCGGUGGUUCGUUGAUGGGAUCGGAGGAGAGCAGCACGCCGCGUGUGCGUCGCAUUAUCCCUCCUUCGCCGUUCCAGUCCAAGGCGUCCAGCGACAAGAUGACGCUGGAGGCAGCGUUCCACGCGUCCAAGCCGCCGGAGCCUCCUGCCGCCCCGGCCAUCUAUGGCGCAACUUCCGCGCGCAUGACGCCGCUGCUCGCUACGCUGGACCAGAUCUCGCAUACGUGCCAGAAGAACGAAUUGUCCGAGGUAUCGAUCGCGCGCAUCUCGACGCUGCUGACGUCUAUCAACCAGAUCGUGCGCGACGACAUCCAGAAGCACCGCGGCCAGCCGAACCGUGCCGUUCGUCGAAUGUCCGGUGCGCAAUGGGCCAAGAGCGAGCACGACUCGCACGAGCACGAGAAGCCGCGUCGGGCUCCGGCUCCUGUGCCUCCCAAGCCGGUCGCUGAGAUCCCGCGUGAGCCUGCGCCGAUCGUGUCCGCUUCUGCCACGGUUGACAACGCCAAGUUGAAGACUGGACCCGGCGUUCUGAAUGCCUUCAAGUCGUUCGACGCGGCCCAGAACUUGAUUGAAACGCUUUCGAGCUUCAACAAGCUGCUGACGGAGUGCGGCCUGAGCGGCGUCAAGGUGGACGAGCCGUGGCGCGUGUACAACCACAUCAAGGCGGCCGUGUACAGCAAGCUGGGCUUCCGUCACAAGCAGCUCUUCAAGCUGUUGGACGCGCGCUUCAACAUGGACGUGUACAAACGCAAACCCGCUGCCAAGAAGCGUGUGUGCAUCAUCGGCGCCGGUCCUGUGGGUCUGCGCGCCGCUGUGGAGACGGCGCUGCUCGGCGGCCAAGUGGUGGUGCUGGAGAAGCGCAAGCACUUCAGUCGUGAGAACAUUCUGCACCUGUGGCCGUGGGUGGUGCAGGACCUAACGGCGCUCGGUGCGAAGGUCUUCUUCCCCUCGUUCUGCCACUCAACCGCGUAUUUCCACGUCGGCACUCGUCAGCUGCAGCUCAUUCUGCUGAAGGUGGCUCUGCUUGUCGGUGUCACAGUGUACUCGUCGACGGCGUUCGAGUCGGUGAUCUCCCCCAACUCGGAAGAGAGCGACAACAAGCCGUUCUACACCGUGGCGACGCAGCCGCAGAUCCCGUGGAUGGAGUUUACCGCAGUGCUCGGCGCGUCGGGUACCAACGACAAGCUGGCUGAGCCCGCGGGCAUCAACCGGUUCGUCUUCAGUCGCAAGGAGGCGCUUGGUAUCGUGUGCUACUUCCCGAACCUGGGCACGACCGAGGAGAAGAAGGUGACGGAGUUCUCGUGGACCAUCCAGUUCAAGCAGCAAAUGUUUGCCAAGAUGCGCGAGAUCGGCGUCGACCUGGAGAACAUUGUUUAUUACCGCGGCGAGAUGCACUACCUGGUGAUGACCCCGAAGCGACAGAACCUGCUGGAGCAAAAGGUGCUCAAGGUGAACCACCCGGAGCCUCAAGACCUGGUUCAAGACGACAACAUCAACAAGGGUACGCUGCACGACUACGUCAAGCGCGUCGUGUCGUUCCUAGGGAUCCCCAAGAAGGCCGAGUUUUCGCGUAUCCGUAUGUUCGACUUCAGCACGCGCACUCGCGCCGACAAGGCCGCGAGUAUCAUCACGUCACAGGGCAAGAAGCUCUACGUCGGACUCAUCGGCGACUCAUUGAUUGAGCCGUUCUGGCCCGAGGGCGUCGGAACCUGCCGUGGCUUCCUCGGAGCGCUGGACGGCGUCUGGAUGGUGGCCCAGAUCGGCAAGAAGGCGGACGAGCAACUGCUGGCCGACCGCGAAAUGGCCUACCGAGUCAUCCAGCAUGUGUCCGGCUUCCGGCGCGACGACUUGCAGAAGAACGUGCGCAAGUACACGGUCGACCCCAAGUCGCGCUACACGGUCAAGUUCCCGCAGUUGUGUUAA
Messenger RNA from Phytophthora sojae, 3141 nucleotides. RefSeq lists its product as hypothetical. The transcript has a single exon. Bases 1 to 3141 code for a protein of 1046 amino acids. NCBI's taxonomy places the organism in Eukaryota, Oomycota, Peronosporomycetes, Peronosporales, Peronosporaceae. The record is from RefSeq and is a predicted model, not a curated record.